GCGAUUAUUUACUGCAGACACCUGGAGUUCUGGACAAACUUCUCACGCACAGAGAAAUGUUAUCUGGUGUAAGAAAUAAUAACAGGGUGCCAUUCCCAUGCUCUCAAGAUUUCUUGUGACUUUUUGUAUGAUGUAUAGGUCAACCAAAAAAUGUUAGCUGUCUUGUGUUUCUCACGCUCUCCUGUAUAAAUAUAAGAUGCUGAAUAAAGUCGUGGUCAGACUGCGUCCCUUCAUGGAGACGUGUCUGAACCUCUCGACCCCAUCUUUGCUGUAGUUUUCUGUAGUUUUCUUUCUCAGCCGCGCCAUGCACAUUCUCGGGACCUGAUCGACUUUGCCGGCUGGCACCGGCAGGUGGCGCCCGAACAGGGACUCGGGAAUCGGAGUGCGACGAUGGCCGCUGCCCGCCAAGAUCGAGAUAUUUUAAUUCAACAGGAUGUCUUUUUGUUGGGGAGUCAGGAUAUGCUGAUUAUGACAGUGGUUGGAGCCUAUAUAUUCCUGGAGUAACGAAAGAAUCUGGAACUCCUCAACGUCGCAAUGGAACUGGUCCUUUAGAUAUCCCUUCCUGCGACUUUGGAACAAGGGGAAGAGUCACUGCUGCACCAUGGAAACUGUGUCGAGAUGGAACUGCUACGGUUUAUAACAUAUUUGGGACAAAUGAGUCACUGUGGGACUGGUCUCCAGACUCGGCCCGAAACCCUGGAGCUCAGGACAAUAGAAACUUUGCAUCCCGUAUUUGGAACUUCGGCGGCUCUAAAGUGUUCCAAACAGAAAUCUGGAAACUAGCUGCCGCCCUUGGAUGUGAGGGUUCCUACCUUCAGGUGGGAUAGAAAGUGAGACACGGUUAUUUAUGGAAUCUCACCAUGAGGUACUCUCGUGCAUGUGUGCCUCACCCUUAUGCUUUACUAGUAGGAUCUGUAAAAAUACAACCUGGGUUACGAAAUUAUGAUGUAACUUGUAACAAUUGUACCUUAACUAACUGCGUCAGGGGAAUUACUAAUCAAACUAGGGUUCUAGUCUUAAGACAGCCUGCUUUUGUUAUGGUUCCUGUAAAGAUUAAUGGGUCUUGGUAUGAUGAAAGAGGACUUGAACUUUGGAGAGAAGUAGAGGGUGCUUUAAUGCGUUAUCGCAGGGGAAUAGGGUUAAUAAUUCUGGGAUUUGUAGCUUUGGUAACCCUUAUUGCCUCCUCCAUUACUGCAGCCCUAACCCUGGCAUACUUAGUGCAAACUGCAACUUUUGUUAAUAAUCUGGCACAAAAUGUAUCCGUUACCCUGGGGACUCAAGAAGAGAUUGACAAAAAGCUAGAGCAUCAAUUGAAUGCCCUUUAUGAUGUUGUAAAAUUUUUAGGUGAAGAGGUUCAAAGUAUAAAGUUGAGAUUACAGGUACAAUGUCAUGCUGAUUUUCGAUGGAUCUGUGUUACCCCAAAAAAAUAUAAUGAUAGUAUAACUGCUUGGGAUAAGGUGAAAGCUCAUUUAGAAGGUAUUUGGCAUAAUGAAAAUAUUUCCUUAGAUUUGCUGCAUCUACAUCAGGAAAUAAUGAACAUUGAACAUGCACCCAGACCUGAUUUGGAUGUUGCAAAAAGAGCUGAGUCUUUUGUUAAAGAACUUUUUCGACAUGUACCUACCGUCAAUAGUAUUUGGUACUUGGGAGCAGCCAUGGGAGGAUUAUUCUUAAUAAUUUUAACUGUUUUAUUUAUUGCACCUUGUUUAAUUAAAAAACUAAUUGAUGAUCUAUGGAUGAUAAAGGCUUCCAUCUAUGGAAAUGGUCUGCGGUUAAAGGAACAUAAGCGUGCGCCUAUAUAAAAAGAAAGGGGGAGAUGCGGGGAGCUGCCCGUGAGAACAGGGUCCUUUGUCCGAAGGACACAGCUCUGGGAGCUGCCUCAGUCUUUGAGGGUUUGCUUGCAAACAUAGCUCUCUGU
This is a messenger RNA of Bubalus bubalis (water buffalo), 1915 nucleotides long. Its product is annotated as endogenous retrovirus group K member 13-1 Env polyprotein-like. Gene Ontology annotation, molecular function: structural molecule activity. The coding region runs from base 861 to 1799 and encodes 312 amino acids. Lineage: Eukaryota; Metazoa; Chordata; Mammalia; Artiodactyla; Bovidae. The record is from RefSeq and is a predicted model, not a curated record. The transcript is spliced from 2 exons.